CGUACUCGAGAAGUCCGUUUGACAAUUUUGGGUUAAGAAAAAAAAACCUUAUUACCGGUCACUAAUACCGUCCCUGGUUGGCAAGAGUAUUCCCGGAGUAUCGAGACAUUAACCCGGAACAAUGGGCGUCCCCCUGUCCUGGCUUGGAUAUCUCUGGCUGUGGGCGCUGAUAUGUUUGAGCCUACGACCCAGUUGUGGGCAACGCUUGGAGGAAUCCAUCCUGGAUAUCGUCAACACUACCAAUGAAUUGUCAGAAUUCGCCAAAUUUCUACAAAUUGAUGGCUUGCAUCGGGCAUUAUUGGACCGGCAAGUGAGUGUCUUCGCUCCGACCAAUGCAGCCAUGGCCCGAUAUCCCGGACGAUCCACUGAGAGUCUGAUCCUCAAUCACAUGACCAACAUCGCUCUCAUGGUGGAACAAUUCCCCGAAAAGAUGACCUCUUUGGUCACGGGCAAUCCACCGCUGUGGAUCACCCGGGACCGCCAAGGGAUCUUCGUCAAUCAAGCCCGCAUCGUGCGAGAAAAUAUCCGAGCUCGAUCGUCUCGUGGGGAUGAACAGGUCCUUCACAUGAUUGAUAGCGUGUUGGAACCCUUGGUGCCGACCUCGGUCCGAGAGGCCGAGUAUUUUGCGCAGCUCGAUGCCCGCAAAUUGCUCAGCCAAUCCACGUUGUACAACCUUCGAGGGAAGCGGACCCGCACGUUUUUCGGUCAGGCCGAGUUCAACCAAAAGACGCACAUGUUCGGCGUGCCCGGACAGCACACGUUCUUCAUUCCCAUUGAUGAUGCCUUUGAAAGCGUGGACCCGAACUUGGGUUAUGACUACGAGCGGAACCGUCUCAAGAGCACCGUGACCUCGACCAUCUCCAGAGUUGGAACGAGAAUCCAAAAAGACUUGGUGGACAAAACCGUCCUGGAGGGUCACAUUGUUCCUCACAAGAUGCUUUUCACCAGCCACGCCCCCACUCAAGAACAUCCAACGGUAGCCUGGCUACCCAAGGGUGUUCAAGUCAACGUCAGUCUACAACUCACGGGCUUUCAAACCCACUCGGAUUCGGUACCACGAUUUCCCAGUGAGGACAGUCAAGGACGAGUAUCGUAUUCGAGGUACUCGGUGAACCAAGAUGGAGACGAGACCUUAAACCAGGACCAACUACGAUCCCUAGAACUCCAACAGGCCAGUCCAGUGGUGGUCAGAUCCAAUACUAUUGUGGGAGAUCGAAUUCAUCCACGAGGAAUGGUAGUGGCCAGAAUUGUCCAGGGCAACAUCCCCGUUCAAAAUGGCGUGGUCCAUCUCAUCGACAAACCUUUGAUGGUGGUGGCGAACUCGCUCUAUGAAUAUGUUAUGUCUGAGGGCAGACAACCAGGAAAUCGGCUGUCCAUGUUUGCCAAACUACUUCGGGAUAAGGGUGGAUUGUUCACGGAAGCCAUUAUCGAGGCCAAAGAUGGUACCAUUUUGGCCCCCAGCAAUGAGGCCAUGGAGAAGGUUGAUAUGGAGCGCCUAGAUUUUGUCCUGGGCAAUGAUUACCUCAGAGCGGAGAUGCUUGGGCUUCAUUUUGUCCGCGAGCGAAUUGUGUCUUCCGAUUAUCGAUUGCAACAGGGUGGAGACUUGACAUAUUCUUCGCCUGCCUCGUUGGCCAAUAACCGUGUGUGGUUUCAUUACGAUCCCAAGUAUCAGUUUAUGACGGUGGAGGGCCGAGGAGUGAAUGCCUCCGUGGUGGAGAAAGACAUCGGAACCAUCAAUGGGGUCAUCCAUAUCGUGGACCGAGUGCUAGGGAUUCCUUACCAAACCUGCGGCGAGCGCAUUAACUCCGAUCCCAACAUGAGCCAUAUGGCUUCGUUGCUGAGACAACUCCGGUUGGAUGGUCUGUUCUCGGAGAAUCCCCGUCAGUCCCCAAGGAGAUACACGAUCGUAGUCCCUUCCAACGAUGCUUGGGAGAAAGCUCAAUUGGACUUCAGCAAGGCUUACAACACCAUCCUGGAAGGGCAGUUCCCGGAUUAUGGUCGUGUGAUAAUGCAGAGACAUUUUAAAGUUGAUGAGCGGCCUCUGACUUUCGAGGAAUUGAUCGAAUUGUCUCGACGAACGCCAAGUCGAGAAGUGCCCAUGACUUCAGGGGAACUCACUUUCACCGAGCAAGGCGAAUUCAGUCUCAAUGCGUACAAGGAUAAUUUCGUGGGCUGGAAAGGGGUCAAUGGGAAGGUCAUUCGACCCAACCUCGAAUGCACCAAUGGUAUCAUCCACUUGGUGGACACCGUGUUUAUGGACGACGCACCCCCAUGGGCCGUUGGGGACUCAUCUGCUAAACAUCAUUCCAAUUGGGCUGUUUUGAUCUCGAUGCUAAGUCUGACUCUCUGGAGAUUUUAUUUUCAAUAAAUCAUGAACAACAAAA
This is a messenger RNA of Tigriopus californicus, 2384 nucleotides long. Its product is annotated as fasciclin-1-like. The record is from RefSeq and is a predicted model, not a curated record. Gene Ontology annotation, cellular component: extracellular matrix. NCBI's taxonomy places the organism in Eukaryota, Metazoa, Arthropoda, Copepoda, Harpacticoida, Harpacticidae. Gene Ontology annotation, molecular function: cell adhesion molecule binding. The transcript has 9 exons. Gene Ontology annotation, biological process: extracellular matrix organization; cell adhesion. The coding region runs from base 122 to 2368 and encodes 748 amino acids.